UUGAGAUCGGGUGUACAAAAUCUUCUAGACUCUUUUGAAAGGCAGGCCAUGCUUGGUUCGAAUCUGGCACAUAGCAGGCCUUGGGAUAAAGGAGCUAUGAAUUGGGGAGCAGGUUUUGGUACUUUGAUAUUAAAUGAUGUGGAGCGUAAGGAUAUGUGGGAAAAAUGUGAGUUGUCGAAGCAGCGUAAUCAGUGGGAAUAUAACGAAUGGUAUAAAGCAGGAGCAUUGUUGGAUAAGGCCCUGGUAACUUGUGAUAUAGCCUAUAUUCAUUUGGCAAGACAGGUUAUUACGAAGAGAGCAUAUAUGAUGAAAGUCGUUGAUAAAGAUGGAUGA
Messenger RNA from Racocetra persica, 333 nucleotides. Lineage: Eukaryota; Fungi; Glomeromycota; Glomeromycetes; Diversisporales; Gigasporaceae. The record is from the annotation of a GenBank genome assembly.